Aspergillus clavatus NRRL 1 is the source of this 645-nucleotide messenger RNA. Its product is annotated as putative monocarboxylate permease. Gene Ontology annotation, cellular component: fungal-type vacuole membrane. Gene Ontology annotation, biological process: transmembrane transport. Lineage: Eukaryota; Fungi; Ascomycota; Eurotiomycetes; Eurotiales; Aspergillaceae. The transcript has a single exon. Gene Ontology annotation, molecular function: transmembrane transporter activity. Bases 1 to 645 code for a protein of 214 amino acids. The record is from RefSeq and is a predicted model, not a curated record.
AUGCACAAGCUCGACCUUGAGAACAACACUUCCAAUGAUGAGAAAUUCCCCGAGGGCGGUUUAUCCGCCAACCUUGUCGUGCUGGGCAGUUUCAGCGCCAUCAUGGGGGGCCUCGGUCUCAUGAACAGCAUCGGCAUCUACCAGGCCUGGAUCUCCUCUCACCAGCUUCAAUCCCUCUCUGCUGGCCAGAUCGGCUGGAUCUUCGGUGUGUACAACUUCCUCGUCUUCUUCGGCGGCAUUCAAAUUGGCCCGAUCUUUGACGCUCGCGGACCCCGAUGGCUGAUGCUGACCGGGUCCGCCCUACUGGUACUCAUGUUCAUCCUGCUGGGCUUCUGCCGCGAGUACUGGCAUUUCUUCCUCGUGCUCGGCGUGCUCGGCGGCGCAGGUACAUCAUUUAUCUUUAUCGUCCCAGUCGCAAGCAUCGGACACUUCUUCGCGCAGCGCCGCGGCGCCGCCACGGGCCUCGCCAUGUCCGGCGGUAGUCUCGGGGGGGUCAUGUUCCCGCUCGUGCUAGAUCAUCUAGCGGCGCGCGUGGGCUUUGCCUGGGCCACGCGCAUCGUCGGCCUGAUCACCCUCUGUCUCCUAAUCCCCGGCUGUGUCCUCGUGCGCGCCCGUCUGCCGCGCAAACCAAGCGGCAAGGCAUAG